AUGACUGGCAGUGCUAGAAGUAGUUCCAGUGGCCAGAGUAGUCAUGGUGGAGGAGAUGCUGCCAAGAUGGAGGGGCUGGAUUUUUCGGUCGUCGAUCCAGGCUCACAGACGCUUUCUCAGAUAUAUCAACAACGUGAAACGGCAACUCUAUCUAGGGGGUCCCUACAACCUACUGGAGAUGUGCGCCGAGGUCAGACAAUGAAUGAAACUUUAGCUAGGCCUUCGAGAAAUGGCCCUCAGCCAACAAUGACGGUCGAUUCAAGCAGUAGCAACAACAACCUCAAUAAUAUCACCGAAGGCUAUGCCGUCUGA
This is a messenger RNA of Protopolystoma xenopodis, 312 nucleotides long. The record is from the annotation of a GenBank genome assembly. Lineage: Eukaryota; Metazoa; Platyhelminthes; Monogenea; Polystomatidea; Polystomatidae.